GUAAGCAAAACAAAUUUCACAUUAUGAUCGGAGUUGACUCAAAAUCUUCGUCGGCGACUUUGAUUUGAAAACAAUGGUUGAAUCGGAGAAAACGAAACACACAUGUCUCCGUCUCGAAAUCUCCGGCGCCGAUCCAAUUUUCGUCAAAGGAACUUGGCAUAACUCUCAUUUCGAUAUCUCCGUCACCGAUGGCUCCUCCUCUUGGAUUUGCAAUGCGACGGAGGAGGAAGUGGCGGAGAGAGCAGCACAAUGGGAUCAGCCAGUAUCGGAGUAUUUAGAGCUCGCUGAACGUUACUUAGGGUUUCAACAGCCAAAUUCGGUCUAUGGAUUCUCUGAUGCUCUUGAGGGAUCUAAACGGCUCUCUUGGACGUUUGAGAAGGAAGGGACUAAACUUGAGUGGAGGUGGAAGUGUAAGCCAUCACAUGAUAGUAAGAAGAUCACUGUUGGGAUCUUGGAUUUUCUUUUGGAGGCUAAUAUAAGGCUAAGUGAAGAAGUUGUGAACAAGACGAGAUCUUUUGAGAAGAUGAAAUGUGAAGCUGAGAGAUGUCUCGCACAAGGUGAAAAACUCUGCGAAGAAAAAACAGAGUUUGAGAAUGCAACUUAUGCAAAGUUCCUUUCUGUGUUAAAUGCAAAGAAGGCAAAACUGAGAGCACUAAGGGACAAAGGAGAUUCAGUGAGAGCAGUUGAGGAGGAAGAAUCGACAGACAAAACUGAAAGCUUUGACAGUGGAAGAAGUGACAAUGAGCAGAGCGAGGAAGAAGCCUCAAAGAAGGCAUCAAGCAGCAAAGCCCGUGGCCGAAAGAGAGCUGUACGCAGCUAAAAGAUUCCCCUGCCUUGAGAUUUCAGGUCAGAGUUUCCAUUCAAUGUUUUGUGAAUCUCAUAGCUAGAAAAAGAGAAACAUUUUUGUUGAAAUCGCUAGAAUCUGUAUUGCUUGUGAAAGUAAAUGCAAUAGAAUUGGAGAUGAAA
This is a messenger RNA of Arabidopsis lyrata subsp. lyrata, 966 nucleotides long. RefSeq names its product DNA repair protein XRCC4. Gene Ontology annotation, molecular function: ATP binding; DNA binding. NCBI's taxonomy places the organism in Eukaryota, Viridiplantae, Streptophyta, Magnoliopsida, Brassicales, Brassicaceae. Gene Ontology annotation, cellular component: DNA-dependent protein kinase-DNA ligase 4 complex; nucleus; DNA ligase IV complex. The transcript has 5 exons. The coding region runs from base 74 to 820 and encodes 248 amino acids. Gene Ontology annotation, biological process: positive regulation of ligase activity; response to X-ray; double-strand break repair via nonhomologous end joining. The record is from RefSeq and is a predicted model, not a curated record.